Arachis ipaensis is the source of this 819-nucleotide messenger RNA. RefSeq lists its product as uncharacterized. The record is from RefSeq and is a predicted model, not a curated record. Lineage: Eukaryota; Viridiplantae; Streptophyta; Magnoliopsida; Fabales; Fabaceae. Gene Ontology annotation, molecular function: zinc ion binding; nucleic acid binding.
AUGGAUUUAGAAGAAAAUUUCUUCCUUGUCAGAUUCUCUAACCAAGAAGAUUACUCCCAUGCUUUGUUUGAAGGGCCAUGGAUGAUUGCAGAUCACUACCUCUUGAUCCAGAGAUGGAGACUGCUAUUUAUACCACAAGAAGUUAAUAUCCAAAAGGUUGCUGUUUGGAUUCGGAUCCCUAAUCUUCCGACAGAACUCUAUAACAAAUAUUUUCUCUGGAAAGUUGGAAAAGCUCUGGGUACCAUGCUCAAAGUUGAUGAACUCACCUCUAUCAAUUCUAGAGGCAAGUUUGCACGGAUAUGUGUGAAAAUUGAUUUGAAUAAAAAAUUAAUUCCAUAUAUUUUAGCUAUUGGUAAAGACUUCAAGCUUGAAUACGAAGGUCUCCACCAGAUUUGCUUUAAGUGUGGACAGUAUGGCCAUAAGGUAGAAGAUUGUUAUGAAAUUUUUGGAGAUCUAAUUGAAAAAGUGGUAGCUGCUGCCAUGGAGGUUGAUCGGAGCAACCAAGAAUGUGGUGGUGGUAACCCCAGCAGAAAUGUAAAGGAGCCGUUAGAGCAGGAAGACAAUCUCAGGGUAGAAUCCUUAAAGGAGGGAAAUCAGGAGAUAGAUGGGAGUAAUCAAGAUCCUAAAGACAAAAAAGGCAAUAAUCUCUUCCCCAAAGAGGAAAGUCCGUUUGGUCCUUGGAUGUUAGUAAAAAGAAAUCAAAGAAGAUAUAAGUCGAAGAUGGAAGAUUCUCAUACGGAGAAAAAGGAAAGAUUUCAGUCAAGCAGAUUUCAAGCUUUAGAAGGAAUUAAUUCAGAAGAUUACGUGGAGGAAAAUUAG